CGCUCUUUCUUUCUUCUCGCUGGGAGAUUGGAGGACCGGCGAGGGGCUGUUUGAGGAGCCGGCGGGCGGGCCGCGGCUGGCGGACUCUCCUUCCUGCACCUCUUUGGUGCUGGGAGGCGGGCCUCGGGGUCGCUGUCUGCGCCGCCGCCUCUGUGGGCCGGGCGAACUCACGUGACCCGCGCUGGCUCUGGAGCGGCUGGCAGCGCUAAGGAAGCAGCGGCGGCGGCGGCAGAGGCGGCGACAGCAGCUGGGAGGUAGCGACCUGGAGAGCGACCGGCCGGCUGCCCUCUCGGACGGCCGCGGCGAAAGAGAAAAAUGGCGGAGGCCUCGGCGGCCGGGGCCGGCGCGGGCGCCGCGGUUGCCGCGCACCGGUUUUUCUGCCACUUUUGCAAGGGCGAGGUCAGCCCCAAACUACCGGAAUAUAUUUGUCCCAGAUGUGAAUCAGGGUUUAUUGAAGAAAUGACAGAUGAUUCCAGUUUUUUAGGUGGUGGCAGCAGCACAUCAACACAUUUUGCAGAGUUCUGGGACCAUUUGGACCCCACGAUGUUUUUCCAAGAUUUUAGACCCUUUCUAAGUAGCAGUCUACUGGACCAAGAUAAUAGAGCCAAUGAGAGGGGUCACCAAACUCACACUGACUUCUGGGGACCAAGUCGGCCGCCACGGCUGUCAGUGACUCAAAGAUACAGAUCUCGAGGAAGUACUCGUCCUGAUAGAUCCCCUGCUUUUGAAAGAGUACUACAACAAAUCAUUGCAGGAUUCAUUCCUGGAUCCCCAUUUUCUUGGAGCGGGAUGCUGCACUCCAACCCUGGGGACUAUGCCUGGGGUCAGACAGGGCUUGAUGCCAUUGUAACUCAGCUUUUAGGACAACUGGAAAACACAGGGCCUCCCCCAGCUGAUAAGGAAAAGAUCACAUCUCUUCCAACAGUGACAGUAACUCAGGAACAAGUUGAUAAGGGUUUAGAGUGUCCAGUAUGCAAAGAGGAUUACACAGUUGAAGAGGAAGUCCGGCAGUUACCCUGCAACCACUUCUUUCACAGCAGUUGUAUUGUGCCGUGGUUAGAACUGCACGACGCAUGUCCUGUAUGUAGGAAGAGCUUAAAUGGUGAGGACUCUACUCAGCAAACCCAGACCUCUGGGUCCUCUGCAAGCAACAGAUUUAGCAGUGACAGCCAGCUACAUGACCGAUGGACUUUCUGAAACUAAAGACCGCCUCUGAGCCAGGGCUAUGGUAGACCUCUUAUCACAGCUAUUAAUUGUAUCAAAACAAAAAAGUCGUAGGUGAAUUUAGGAAUCACCUAAGAAACCCCAACCCAUAACAUUAAUUCAUUGAGUGUUUUUCUUCUCUAAAUUUAAAGUUAGUAUCUACAGAUGGAAUUGUAUCUACAACCAAAUGCCUCUCAUUCUUGAAUUCAGAGCGAUAAUUUUGUAAGUGCGAAACUUAAUUAUGUGGGUUUCCCCUGCCAGAAUAGAAUCAGUUCCUUAAAGUCUAGCUAGGGUCCUGCUAUCUGUCAUGUUACCUUGUGAUGGAUGUUUCCACCUCUUUCUCCAGCCUCCACCCUAUCAUAAGUGUACUUUACACUAAAUACAGUGGAACCAGAGCCCUAAAGUCCUGCUGAUAUAAAGUCCUUCUGUUUUAGUUGUACAAAAGCAUCUACUUUUGGCCACAUUAGCCAUGAAGUGAGAUCAGAUUAAUUCAAGAAUCUGAGACACUAAUGAUUCUUGUUUUUUCUUAAAUUUUCAGAGAGCAAAUCAAAGAAAAAUUACAGUGGGAAGGAGAAAGUGGCUUAUCAUUGUAUUCUUUGGUUUUCUCAUUUUUAUUUUUAAAGACUACUUCACAAGAUGCAGCUUCUGCAGAAACCAACCUGACAUGUCUUAGGAGUCUUAUGUUGGGAGGAAUCUGAUUCUGGUUCCUUUUUGGGAAUGAGUUGGGCAGCAUACAGGCACAGAAGGACAGAUGUUUGAAAUCUUUGGUUCCGAGGUUUUUUAGUGAUCCUCAACUCAUUGUUUAUCCUGGGGACCUUAAAAUAAUUUCUCUCACAGAAAUAGAAUUACUUCAUUACUGCUUCUACAGCUAAGUCAUUGUUUUUUGUAAUUCACUGGUCUUCAGGAAUUGAGAUUUUAUGUUGUCCCAUUUUAAUUUUUUAAGCCCAUUUAUCAUCUCUGAAACCUUUCUGUUUGCUUGGUUCUGUCUGUACUUGGAGUCAUACUGAUUAUUGUGAUCAUGCCCAAACAACUUGGCCUAGGAGAUGUAGGCCUUCUUUUUUCAGCCUAACAGUGUCCCAUGCACAUGCACAUGCUCUUUGGCGCAUUUAAGUGUUUAAAGUUGAAUAAAUGAAGAAGAUUAAGAAUGUUGUUGGAACUUCAAAGUCUCAAAAAUAAAUGAUGGGGACAUGUAACCACUGUUGGUGCACCAAAAAGGGUGACAGAGGGGCAACAGUGGUAUGGUCAUAUCAGCCCUUCAUAGUUUGGAAUGAUCAGAACAAGAAGGCUGCUCUUUGGUGAGUCUCUCUUGGCUAGGAGUCUUUCCUUGGUUUUUGUUGACUUGUUGUACACUGGUUUUGGGGGUGAGGGAUGGGGUUAGAGAUAUCUUUGUAAUUUAGUAGAGGACAGAGGAGUAGGAGAGGGAAGAGAGAAAGUGGGAGAGUUUAAUUUAAUAGCCUACCUCUAAAAAUUGUGACCAUAAGUUAUGAUUCAGGUUGGGCCCAGAGAGAAUAAAAGAUGUUUUCUCAUAUUUGUGUUAUCCUAUGUAGAGAUUGUUUCUUUGGAGAAUGUGAACUAUUUACUAUGGCUAUUGAAAUGUAGCCCAGAAAUACACACUGGUUUUGAAUGGUGAGGGGUGAUGAGGCUGAGGGGACGUGGGAGGUAUAUUGUGAAUAUUUAAUGGCCAUUACUUAGAUGGAGAAUGGCUAGGCUGAAGUUGGAGCACAUUGUAGUUUUCAAGUGGAACAAUAUCAACUGUCUCAGAAAAAUGAUGCCAGCCUGGAAGUUUUUGUCUGCUUGUUAGUGUCUGGAGAUGCCAGAACAGGCAGGUGUAUUUUUACUUAACACUAGAGAACUAGAAAGAAUCUGAGUAGCUUUACAAAAGGAUGCAAACAAAGUGCUGGACAGGGAUUUAACUUUUCAAUAUACGGAAGAGCAAAUCGCAUCAGUCUUAAGUUAUCUGAAAUUUUCUUCACUUUUUUUGUGCUUUUAGAUAGAGUGCAUAAAUCUGUUUGCUGUUUCUGAGACCCCUCCUACUUAAUGAAUCUGUAGUGUUUCUUCCUAGAAUAGGAGGCAUCUCAGACUUCCAGGUUAAUUUAGGUAGUGUAUUAGUCAGGGUUCUCCAGAGAAACAGAACCAGUAAGGUGUGUGUGUGUGUGUGUGUGUGUGUGUGUGUGUGUGCGCAUUUAUUAUAAGGAAUUGGCUCACAUGAUUAUGGAGCCAAACACAGUUUGAUAUGUUUACAGCUGGAAGGCUUACAGACUCAGAAAACUGGAGCCUUACUAGGAGUCAAGGGAGAGAUGAUUCAGCUUUCCCUCAUUAUCAAAGAGAAUAGAAAAAAGUUGCCAUUUCAAAUCUUGGGCCCUUAGACUUGAGGCCUUUAGAUUUGUACUAAAUGGCCUACCCUUUGAGUUCCAUGCAUAGAUAAACAGAUUGUUUUCCCAUUCAUGAAUGUCUUUUUUUCUUAUUCUUCCUUUCGUUCAUUGUAAUUUGAAAUAAAAGAGGAAGUAAAACUAUGUUAGCACAAAAUUAGGAGGGACUUGCUAGAGGUUGGUAGACCUGAAAGUUGAGAGGUUAUGUAGGGCAAUUCCUUGCUGGCCUCCAAGUGAUUAUUGCUUCUUGGGUAGUUUCCAGAUGGGUUAUUCUGGCUGGACAGAACUGGGCAGUUGGGUGGGCAGGGCAGAGUGGUGAACAUUUAACCGAUAUCUCCAACCGAGAGAAGGAAUAAUCCUUGUAUUAAAAAUUAAUUUUCCUGCAAAUUUCCUAUUGCCAGUUCUCUGAAGAGUUGGGAAACCUGAAGUUUCCAGAUAGCUUCCUUAGUUGUCAAUAUUUGCUGCAUAACAGUUGACCAAGUGCUUGUUAAAUGUUUUCCUUGAGCAGUACUCUUCUGGUCCAAUAGUUAGUUCUCAAGUUGGAAGGAGGAUUUGGGGGCAAGAAUUUGUUUCUUCCCCCCGCAACAAGUCUCAGUUGGAUUAAAUAGUUAUUAGGAGAAAAAUUCCUUGUUUAUGUCUUUGUAUUGCACAUUUGUAUAUAUGCGUGUGUGUGUGUGUGUGUGUGUGUAUAUAUGUAUAUUCAUAGACAUAUGCAUAUAUGCACAUUUCACUCUAGAGGAAGAAGGGAUAUGGUGGGCACCGAAGUAGAUAAAGUGAGCAGGGGUACAGCAGAGGACUGGAGCUUUAGUCUGAUUCUCUCAUUGCAUGUGCCUCAGGCCCAUGUGUUUCUGUAGUUCUCUGUUAUAGGGCACUGUUAGCUUGGGCAGGCACCCCGUUAUGUGGUGUGGCAAAUGGAUUCACUGGAGCUAAAAGUCUGGUCAUUUCUGAAGGUUGAGGAUAAAUGGCUUUGAGGAAAGGGUGUUGGUCAUCUCUUGUUUCUGUAUUAUAAUUAAUUGAACUAAGACACAGUUAUCUAUUGCUUUCAAAAAAUUUUCUUGAUAAGUUAUUGAUGACAACUUGACUUCUCACAUGAACUUCUGCAUGCUUCAGUUUCGUUCUUCCUGGUGUCCAAGUCCUAUUUCCUCAAGGAAUACAGAUAUAUCAGACUUAACAAAAACUAAUCAGGAGGGGAUCAUAGUUUGUCUGUUUUAAACAACAACAAAACAACCCCUGGGGUUUUGGGAGGUGAAGGGUACCUCAGAGUUGGUUCUUAGAGCUCAUCUAGGCAGGCCACUGACAUCUGUGAAGGAAAACAGAUUUUUAGGAGGAGAAGGAACAGGGCUGGUGAAUAAAUAUUUGGAUGUUAGGGAAUAUCCCUCUUUUGUCUCUGUGGUAGAGAGGUGGGAAGAUAAAGGUGCUGUUUACAAGAAUAAACCAGUGGAGAUUUGGGAGUUUGCGGGGGGACUAGCAGGAGAGAGUACUCCUACUGAGAGUUUCCAAAAUGAAUCUAACAUAAGUUCUGAUGUAGGGAGUUCGGGGAAAGAUUUGGUGGGGUAAACAUAUCACAGGUGUUUAUCCUACAGUGGGAAAUUACAGCUUGCAGUAAUGUCAGCAUCUCAGCACUCAGGCUGGGAACCCCAGGUCUGCGCCAUGGGUUUAAAAUGGAAUGUGUAGAAUACAAUGAGUACAACUGGAGAUCUUUUCCAGGAUUGAGACAGGAUCAAAAUGUCUUAGCUAAUGGACAUUAAGAGGUUUUGAUCUCUCAUACCUGCCAGAUAAGUGGAAUUACAGGCACUCAACUCUCUAAUUUUAUACAUAUAAACUUUGUGUUUUGCCAGAUUAUACUUAGAUGGUGUCCACAGAAGUGGAGUCUAUAUGUUGCCUUUCCUCUUUCACCUGAAACACUUAUAUCUGUAAAUCAUGAGAUGUAGGCUUGUCGUUCUUUACCUUUUCUAAUAAGAUAUACCAUUUUUAAGGUCCCCAAAUUAUUAGACUCGCUCCCAACAAGAUUAUAGGUGUGUUUUUAGUAUCUUUUGAUGGAAAAAACACAUAGCAAAAAGCUGCUAUGAUUUUAGUAAUGCUUUUAAAUCAGUUUGUCUUUAUUAGUCACACCAGAAUCUAUAUCCAGUUGAAGUACAGUAUAUACAUAUUUGUAAGAUAUAUUAUUUAUUCAGACUGAAGAUAAUGCUUACAUAGACCUCUUAAAAUAACUACAUGGCCUCACAGAGGUUCAAAUUCCUUGGGUUGUGAAUCACUCAUAUAGAUUGAGGUUAAGAUGUGUGUCCAGAAGUCUACCUAUUCAUGCAUGGAAAUUUAUAGACUUAUUUGAAAGGAGUGGUAUCAAUACACUUUGAAAGCCGAGAUAUAAGUAUUUCAAAUUUUUGUUUAACCAUCUUGAGAUAAGCAGAAUAAAUAAAAUAAAUUCUUUAGAAGUGGGACCCUUGACUUGCUGUUGCUUUGUUUAUUCUGCUUAGUUCAAGUCAGAGCUAGUAGUCUAAUGCUCUUGAAUGUCUUGAUAAACUUGGCCAGCAAUCAUGUGUCCUUUCUGCAGAUUUUUUAUGUAGACUAUAAUUAGCAUAAUAGCACAAUGGAUAAAACCUUUUCUGUAGUUAGACAUGGCUUCUGUGUGAGACUUCCAGUGAUUGUAUAAUAUUGAGUGGUUUCAGAAGAGUCUUUGAAUAGUGAAAAGUAAAAGACAUCUCUACUCAUGUGAGCUUAAAAUUUAGUUAGAAAAACAAAACUAACACAUAAAACAGGUAAAGAUUAAAGUGAGUGUAGUACAGUGGAGAAAGCUUUGGAGACUUCUGAGUCAGAAUUCAAGUGGUUCUGGGUUUAAAAUCCAGAAUCUCAUUUGAUUCUCAGAGCAGUCCUGUGGAAACAGAAGAUAGAGUAGGAAAUACCGCAUUUUACAGAUAAGUAGCAUCUCAAAACUUCAUUUGCCCAAGGACAUGUAGCUGGUACGUUGCAGGGUCAGAAUUUAAAUCCAGAUCUUCUGACUCCAUGCCUAGCUUUCUACCUCCAUAAGACACAAAAUCCAAAAUCCUUAGUUUGAGGUUCAAGGCCAUCACUAAUAAGGGUCUUACCCAUCUCUUUCAGCCUUCUGUCUCUCUGGUCCCACAAACCUUAGCUCCCCCAUUUGGCAGGUCCUGGCCAAGGAUCGCAGGUAAGGUGUCUGUUUCCCUUUGAUGGCUUGCCAUUUAGCCCCAGUUAAAUUGUCUGUGUUUCUACCUCUUUAUUCAUGUAGUUCCUCCUAGCAGGAAUAUCCUGCCCCCACCUCUCUGCUUAACUAAGACAAGAGGUUAUCUGUCCAAAGAGACAAGAGGAUUUAUGAAUUUAGAGAGAAAAGAAAAGGCUGCAGAUAAUUGCUUUGACAUUUACUUAAAAAAAAAAGAGAGAAAUGACCAGAGAGAUUGACAAGUACUUAGUUGAAGCUAGACAGUUAAAAUCUGUGGAGCACCUGGUCUGCACAAAUCUUCCUCUUCCUCCAGCACUGUUAUGUGGAUGCCGUUCAACACCAGGGUCUCUUCGUUUCCUCAUUUUCUGCCAAGUCAGUUACUGGGUCUGGUGCCCUUCCUCUCCUAUCCUACCUGUCUUUGCUUGUUUCCUCUCUCUUCCCUUAACAGUGUCAAAUAAAAAUUUCUUCCAAAAACAUUGGUGUUCUC
This is a messenger RNA of Globicephala melas (long-finned pilot whale), 7234 nucleotides long. RefSeq names its product ring finger protein 115 (gene RNF115). NCBI's taxonomy places the organism in Eukaryota, Metazoa, Chordata, Mammalia, Artiodactyla, Delphinidae. Gene Ontology annotation, biological process: protein ubiquitination. Gene Ontology annotation, cellular component: cytoplasm. Gene Ontology annotation, molecular function: ubiquitin protein ligase activity. The record is from RefSeq and is a predicted model, not a curated record.